Aspergillus brunneoviolaceus CBS 621.78 is the source of this 1689-nucleotide messenger RNA. RefSeq names its product Zn(II)2Cys6 transcription factor. Gene Ontology annotation, molecular function: transcription cis-regulatory region binding; DNA-binding transcription factor activity, RNA polymerase II-specific; zinc ion binding. Bases 1 to 1689 code for a protein of 562 amino acids. Lineage: Eukaryota; Fungi; Ascomycota; Eurotiomycetes; Eurotiales; Aspergillaceae. Gene Ontology annotation, biological process: positive regulation of transcription by RNA polymerase II. The record is from RefSeq and is a predicted model, not a curated record. Gene Ontology annotation, cellular component: nucleus. The transcript is spliced from 3 exons.
AUGGAGGCACAAUUUCAGGUCGUUAGUAAGAGGAGAUGCAGGAGAGAGGGCGGGAAAUGGACACGCACUGGCUGUCUGACAUGUAAACGUCGCCGGAAAAGAUGUGACGAAUCUAAGCCUGGAUGUCGUAGCUGUGCUAGAUUAGGGCUACAGUGUGAGGGAUAUGGCUCAAUAUGGGCAGAGCCCUUGAACCCGUCAGCACAGGUCUUCAGUCAAACAAAACCAACAAAGCGCAGGAGACUUAGCACAUCGUCUUCCAUUUCCUCAUCCUCCUUGGGACGAGCAAGUGCGAGCUCCCCAUGCUCAAGCUCCUUAUGGCUACAUUACCAACCAACUACCCCUACCACAUUCUCAGAUUCCGGUGAUAGCGAUACGUGUUUAUCGAACGUCGAUGACACUAUGGAUGAGGUUGACCAGAUGCCAGCACAUACCACUGCCGAGAAUGGUGGCCUCUCUAUAAUGACACUCACACCCUGUAAAUCCCUCAGUCAUCUUUCGCACUCAGAAACGCACUAUCUUCAAUACCACAUGGAGCUCGGCUCCAAGUUACUCGCAAACCUUGAGAGCGCCGACAACCCUUUGCGGUCUCUGAUCAUUCCUCGGGCCCUAUCAUCUUCGCUCCUUAUGAAAGCCUUAUGCGCAGUAUCAGCGACGCAUUGUGCGAAUCGAAUAGCUGCCCAUUCAGAAGCCCAAACUGCUGCUACAAUGUAUUACAUUCAAACCCUGAAUGGGCUGCAAUCUGUGCUCUCAGAGUAUCCCACUGGAAGAUUUCCUGAUGAAGCUAUUCUCGCGGUGGCUUUACUCUGCAAAUACGAGAUUGUCCGUGGAAGCGUUAAGCAGUGGGUCGCGCAUCUGAAUGCUCUUCAGAAGCUAGUCAUUGCACGGGGUGGGUUUGGGGCUUUGAAUCAUGAUACCCGAGAGUUCCUGAUGGGCUUGUAUGUCGUCAGUCUCAUGGAGAAAAAGGCCAUACUGACAAAAAAGAAUAGCUACAUUUAUGCUCAUAACGUUGCUAAAAUCAGCAAUCGCAAGCAAAUCACCUCCAGCAUGCUUGAUAUGGAGGACGUCAGGAUCACCAAGCUCGAUAUAUACAUUGGCUACGCGGAAGAUCUUGUCAAACUCUGCGCGAGGAUCGCUGAUCUACCUUCCCUGAGCCAUGACCCUGUAGCUUUGGGAAUCGAGAUUCAUGCAAUUGAUACCCUACUGCAUGAUUGGACGCAUCAGGACAUAAGGUACAUCAUUCCCGAGGGCAUCACAGAAAUGAACCUCUGUCGCCUCCGCAUGGUCGCAAAUUGUUUCCGCGAUGCGGCAUACAUCUACCUCCAUUCAAUACUGGAGAAGAUGAGCAAGGGUAUGAAAACCAUCUUCACUGCAGGCCCUUGGUCAGCUUUGAUCACUAUGACGAGGUCGGAUGCCCUGCAGAUGCUUCUGGACAGGAUCCGAACGGCCUCACCCCUCGAUGCCCACUGCGAAUAUUCGGCGCUCACAUUUCCUUUGCUCAUCGCGGGCUGCGAGAUCAGGGUACCCGAUGAUAAAGAGCUUAUCAUGACAUGCUUGAGUAGCCUUGAGGUCAACUUCGGGAUUGGGAAUGUUAAACGAGCGAAGGAGAUGCUACAAGCUCUAUGGGCUAUGGAAGGAGUGCAUUGGCUGGACUUGCUGGAUCAAUUACAGUGGGAUCUCAUACUCGCUUGA